CCGACUGCCCCGCUAAACCUCCGAAAGACGCGUCUUGGCUCCGUGAGACGCGUCCCGGAAACGUCCCACCUAUUCACGCCCGCGCCGACUCCUCCCCUCCGUCUCUUCGGCCCCGUGACUCGGUCAAUCGGCGAGGGAACUACAGGCAACUCCAGCGGCAUUUUACCGCCUCCAACUUCUUUUGCCUCUGCCUGACUGCCCUAUUGCUGUAUUGAAUGCGCGUGGCGCAAGAACGUCAUGGCUCCCGCUCAUGAUGAGAUACGCCUACUCGUUCGCGAUGUUGUCGAGGCUUCAAAACUCCCGACCAAAUCUCGCACCUCGGAUAUCAAACCUAUCGUGGCCAGUCUAACUUCACUCUCCUAUGAAUGGGGUGUCCUUCCCGACACUCUCGACGACUUGAUCAACCUCGUCACUACGCCGAGUCACCUGGACCAAGCCAGUCUCGCGGCUAUUACGAGGAAUCUCUACCCUGCUGCACCAGUGUCUCAUGAAGUUGUCCUUCGGGUCGUCUCCUGUCUUGGCCACGGCAAGAUCAAGCCAUCCCUGCCUCUGCAAGCAACACUGUUGAGAUGGCUCAUCAUGGUUUACCAUGCCCUCAAAGCUCCCCAAAUUCUCUCGCAAGCGUAUCCCGUUCUCUUCAAUCUUCUUGAUACCGCUGCAACUCGACCAAACCUCAGUCAUCUCCUCGCGCUUGUGACUCGGCGCAAACACGUUCGGCCGUUCAGGAUACAGGCACUUCUUAAUCUUUCAAGACAGACAGGAAAUGAUCCUUGUUUAAUUGGUCUCCUAAGGGUUUUCAAGGACUACUAUCCCGAAGUUAUCGUCGGGGAAGCCGUGCGAGGCAGGGCAUCUGCUUUCAAGCACCCAGACCCCCAAUGGCGUGAACGGCUAGAUGAAAUCCAAGAAGCGCAUCUACAACAAUCCGAAGACAGCCUCACUCGACCACGGGAUGGUUUCCGAGUUCAUCGACCCCUCACCCGAAGUCAACGCAACAAACUCAUCCCCCUCGUCCAUACAUCCCAUGCAACCGAGGAUUCGGUGACCCUGGAAGAGAUUGAAGAUACCACUGGUUUCGUCCGGAAUCUGGAAAAGAUUGAGCUACCGAAUCAGCUCGUGGCUGUCUUGGCCGAUCCUCUCCUGCAGAAACUGAUUUUAUUACGACCCAGUGACGAGGCGGACCAGCGGAUAGCCAAUUGGCUCAACUCGGCGCUCCAGGAUGUCAUCGACGGUGAUGCUGAAGAGGCCAUGCUUUUUGAUGUCUUGGAUAUCCUCAGGGAUUAUGUCGUGUCGUCUAAGAAACUACCUCCGCUCAUACUAAACUUCUUUGCUCGCUUUCUUCCUUUGUGGAAUGGCUCUGGUCGACGGGAUUCUAUGUUCGAAAUCCUCUCCUAUUCUCCCUUCCUCGACUUCCAAGAGCUGUACCAGCACAUUUUCCAACCCUUGGAAAAUGCAACGCUUGACAAUACACCAGAAUCCCAGCUGGCUCUUCUUUCUUUGUACAAUAAUCUACUUCACCACUGGACCAGCAUACUCCAGUCAAACGACGACGUGCCUGGAAAUGCCACUGGGAUUGUCACCGCGCUCAUAAGCCAUGUUAACCCGCUUGCUCUCACGCUCGCCCAAACCUCCCCAACCAUAUCUACCCGCUCAGCGAUACUCGAGUUCUACGAGCAAAAUGUCCGUCUCGUCUCUCAUGAUAUCCUAAAACAGUACAUCUGCAUAGAACUUCCUCCCCCUGCGCUCGUCUACAUUCUACUCUUUAGCAGUUCGCUCGCCGUCGUCUCACGCAUGUGCAGCAUACUCGCGUGCUACCGGAAGGGCUUCGAUAUUGCCAUGCAGACCAAGGCACGCCACAAUUCAAGCAACCGUAUUGAUACCGCGUCGUACAAUAGGACGUACGUCGAUCUCUACAAUGGCUUCCUCAUGGAUGUUUGCAAUUGCUUUUGGCGGGGACGCGCCUUCACGGACAACGACACCAACGCGCUUGGGUGUAUGGUUCCGCGAUCCUUGGUCCCCGCUCUCACCACAUAUGUCUCAUCAGUAGACAAGACCUUUUCCCUUGAUUCGAUUUUCGGUCUGUCAUACUCGCCUGUACUCUGUUUGCAGAGUAUCCGAGUGGUGCGAGAACUCGAGGACGCUGGGAUGGAGAGGGACCAGUCAAUCAGAACUCGACACGCCGGGCCAGUGACGCAGAACAGCCUGGCUCGUCUACCCGGCUCUGGCGGGAUAAACCUCAGCUGGAAAGACUACCGCGUCGAUGUGUUGGCAACACUGAGUGCCAAUGAACUUCCGGGAAUUACCGAACUCCUCAAAAACACGAUGAAGGUUGUGAGGAGCCUGAUGGAAGGCAGGGCAACCCAAAGUUCGACGCAAUGAGUCUACUAGGAUCGCAUCUGACGCGAUGAUACAAUGUUGCGUUGUAGAAUAGAAAUGCUUAUCUAGGACUUGUCUAGUUGAAGUGGACAAUAGCCUGUGUCCCCUUGGUUGAAAUACAGGGUAUCAAGUACAGAUGUAUGAAUGGAAAGCCAAACAUCAAAUCCAAAAUAAACCAAUGCGCGAUAUCCUGUCCUUACCGCUACAUGAAGUGUUGAAACAGGUCAAACGCCGCAGAAUCCAGGGUUGAG
Ilyonectria robusta is the source of this 2624-nucleotide messenger RNA. RefSeq names its product Mis6-domain-containing protein. Lineage: Eukaryota; Fungi; Ascomycota; Sordariomycetes; Hypocreales; Nectriaceae. The record is from RefSeq and is a predicted model, not a curated record. Gene Ontology annotation, cellular component: nuclear body; kinetochore; cytosol. The coding region runs from base 238 to 2376 and encodes 712 amino acids. The transcript has 7 exons.